Molecule: messenger RNA, 1212 nt
Organism: Gastrolobium bilobum
Lineage: Eukaryota; Viridiplantae; Streptophyta; Magnoliopsida; Fabales; Fabaceae
Product: F-box protein CPR1-like
Exons: 2
Coding region: 1-1212 (403 amino acids)
Molecular function (GO): protein binding
Source: RefSeq, a predicted model, not a curated record
AUGAAUUCACUUGGCUCCCUAAACUCUCCUCCCAACUUCACAAUGUUCGAGUGCCUUCCUGAUGCCAUAGUGCGCGAAAUACUUCUUCGCUUACCUCUCAAAAGCAUUGGAAAAUGCAUGUCAGUGUGCAAAUCAUUGAAUACAAUGAUAAAGAGUCCCACAUUCAUAUCCUCACACCUCAAACAUUCUCUCUUAAACCCCUCCCUUCCUCUCUUCCUUCUCCGCGAUUUUUACCCUUCAUAUCCCUCUUAUAAGCAGAACUAUUCUUUAUGGUCCUCUUCUUUUCCCAAAAUAGCAAAUCUCGAAUGCUCAUUUUGGGUUCCCGAUAGUAAAUUCCUCGGCUUUGUUGGUGCCCUCAACGGUAUUGUUUGUCUCUUUGAUUAUGACACAGAUGAUAUCAUUCUCUUGAACCCUUCGAUACGAAGACACCUCCAACUCCCAAAGUCAAUUGUGCCGGAGUCAUUUCUCUUGCAUCCUGGUUGUUACGUUCUCGGGUUUGGGUUUGAUUCUAAAAAGAAUGAUUUCAAGGUCGUGCGGAUAUAUCAUCCUACAUCUGUCUUCAUGAUUCCUCCAAAGGUUGAGUUGUAUUCCCUCAACGAGGGUCACCCUUGGAGGGUCAUUGAUGCGUCAUACAUUGACUUAAGCAUAGAUUAUUGCUCUCAACAGGUAUUUUUCCACGGAAAUGUGUAUUGGCUUGCCUCCCAAGGAACCCAAAGUGCUCCUUUUCAAAGUAAUUACAUAUUGAUGUUCGAUAUGGUGGAGGAGAAGUUCAAUAGGAUGGAGCUUCCAAAUGAGUUGGUUACUGUGUCUAUUAGGAACUUGGUUGUUACUAUGAUUGAGGGUUGCCUUUCGCUUAUAGAGAACCCCUCGCUUGAAAAGACUAACUGCUGCAUAUGGAUGAGAAAAGAAGAGUCAUGGACUAAGAUGUAUAAUAUUUAUUUAGAGGAAGGGUUUCAAAAGCUAUUGGGACCGAGUCCUACAAGUGAGGUUUUAGCACUUCCAUGCCCAUAUGGAGAAACAGUUAUGUCCUUGCAUUCAUUUGAUCUCAAGAGCAAAGAGAUGAGGGACCUUGGGAUCAGUCGUGCAAGAAAAAGCUUAUAUGCUAGUUAUUUCAGAGAAAGCUUGGUUUUGCUUGACCAAGAAAGCAAUACUGCGACUUCAUUUUGGAGCCAAGAUGAUGAAUCUCCGGAAGUUGAAAGAUGGUGGACAUAG